This is a messenger RNA of Achroia grisella, 3726 nucleotides long. RefSeq names its product isoleucine--tRNA ligase, cytoplasmic (gene IleRS). Bases 44 to 3670 code for a protein of 1208 amino acids. NCBI's taxonomy places the organism in Eukaryota, Metazoa, Arthropoda, Insecta, Lepidoptera, Pyralidae. Gene Ontology annotation, biological process: isoleucyl-tRNA aminoacylation. Gene Ontology annotation, molecular function: isoleucine-tRNA ligase activity; aminoacyl-tRNA deacylase activity; ATP binding. The record is from RefSeq and is a predicted model, not a curated record. The transcript has 4 exons.
AAUCUAAGAUAUGAAGAAUAAAACAAGAUAAUUAAAGAUAACCAUGUCGUCAAAAAUAGAACGAGUUCCUGAAAAUAUAGAUUUUCCUAAAGAAGAGGAAAAGGUAUUGAAAUUUUGGAAGGAUAUAGAUGCCUUUCAAACUUCUCUGAAACAAUCGAAAAAUAAACCGAGAUAUUCAUUUUAUGAUGGACCACCAUUUGCUACUGGAUUACCACACUAUGGACACAUCUUAGCUGGAACAAUCAAGGAUGUGGUGACGCGUUAUGCUCAUCAGCAGGGAUACCAUGUAGAAAGACGCUUUGGUUGGGACUGUCAUGGACUUCCUGUAGAAUUUGAAAUUGACAAGACUUUGGGUAUCCGAGGUCCUGAGGAUGUAGAAAAAAUGGGCAUUGAUAAAUACAAUGCUAAGUGUCGGGAAAUAGUCAUGAAGUAUUCUAAUGAAUGGGAGAUGGUCAUCACCAGAAUGGGGCGAUGGAUUGAUUUCAAAAAUGACUACAAGACACUUUACCCCUGGUUUAUGGAGUCCAUUUGGUGGGUAUUUAAAGAACUUUACAACAAAGGAUUGGUUUACCAAGGUGUGAAAGUAAUGCCUUACUCUACAGCAUGCUCAACUCCCCUCUCCAAUUUUGAAUCUGGCCAAAACUAUAAAGAUGUAGUUGAUCCAGCUGUUGUUGUUACAUUUCCUACAAAUGAGGGCUUUUCAUUGCUAGCUUGGACAACAACUCCAUGGACAUUGCCCAGUAAUCUAGCCCUGUGUGUUCAUCCCAAAUUGACUUAUUUAAAGGUACAAGAAAAAGCAACCGACAAAAUAUAUGUUCUCCAAGAAGCAAGAUUUCCUGUUAUUUUCAAAAAUGUUGAAGAUUUUAUUGUUCUUGAAAAAUUUGUUGGUGAAAAGUUAAAGGGUAUUAAAUACACUCCUAUUUUUGAUUAUUUUGUUGGUCGCUGUCCUAAAGCUUAUCAAGUAUUGACAGAUGGAUAUGUUACUGAGGACUCUGGUACAGGUGUUGUACACCAAGCUCCUUACUUUGGUGAAGAUGAUUUCAGAGUUUGUCUUGCUGCAGGAAUUAUUACAAAAGAUCAAGAUAUAAUUUGCCCUGUUGAUGCUAGUGGAAAAUUUACCGAACCUGUCAAAGAUUUCCUAGGUCAAUAUGUUAAAGAUGCUGAUAAGAAUAUUAUAGCAAGUUUAAAAGCACGCAACCGAUUAUUACAACUUGGUCAAGUGAAGCACAGUUAUCCAUUUUGUUGGCGUUCAGAGACACCCCUAAUAUACAAAGCUGUACCAUCUUGGUUUAUUAGAGUUGAACAAAUGAAUAGGGAUCUUCUGAAAUCUAGUGAAGCUACAUAUUGGGUUCCAGAAUAUGUCAAAGAAAAGAGAUUUGGCAACUGGCUCAAGGAUGCUAGAGAUUGGGCUGUUAGUCGAAAUCGUUACUGGGGCACUCCAAUACCUCUGUGGAUUUCUAGUGAUAAACAAGAAAUCGUCUGCAUUGGAAGCAUUGCCGAAUUACAAGCUCUUACUGGUAAAGAAGUCACAGAUCUUCAUAGGGAAAGUAUUGAUCAUUUAGAAAUACGAUCAUCGCGGCCUGGUCACCCGCCUCUUAAACGAGUUACUGAAGUAUUUGAUUGUUGGUUUGAGUCUGGGUCGAUGCCCUAUGCACAAUUUCAUUAUCCCUUUGAGAAUAAAAAAGAGUUUGAAGACAUAUUCCCAGCCAAUUUCAUAGGCGAAGGUAUUGAUCAAACAAGGGGCUGGUUUUAUACCCUUAUUGUCUUAUCCACAGCUUUGUUUAGUAAGCCGCCAUUUAAAAAUUUAAUUGCUAAUGGACUUAUUUUGGCAUCUGAUGGACAAAAAAUGUCUAAAAGCAAGAAAAACUAUCCUGAUCCUUUAGAGAUAGUUAACAAAUAUGGUGCUGAUGCAUUACGACUUUAUCUUGUUAAUUCUCCUGUUGUGAAGGCAGAAAACCUACGUUUCAAAGAAGAAGGUGUUAGAGAUGUUAUCAAAGACGUUUUUCUGCCCUGGUAUAAUGCUUUUCGUUUUCUAAUGCAAAAUGUAGAAAGAAUUGUUCAAGAAGAUAAAAUAAAUUACAAGUUUAAUGUAAAGGCUGCCCGAGAAAACGUCAUGGAUAAAUGGAUAACGUCAUUCACACAAUCUUUGAUUAAUUUUGUGAAAAAGGAAAUGGCAUCUUAUCGGUUAUAUACUGUAGUGCCUAGAUUAACAAAGUUUAUCGACCAUCUUACCAAUUGGUACGUUAGAAUGAAUAGAAAAAGACUAAAAGGUGAAAACGGAGUAGACGACUGUCAGGUGGCAUUGGAUACUUUAUUUGGAGUGCUCUAUGAUAUGAUAAGAGUUAUGGCUCCAUUCACUCCUUUCUUGACUGAGUUGAUGUAUAAAAUUUUGCGUCAAUUGUUACCUGGAGAAUCCCUUGAAAGUUUACAUUUUAACAUGAUACCUGAACCAAGGCUGGAUUUGGUGGACACUAAUAUAGAAAGAGCAGUACAAAGAAUGCAAACUGUCAUUGAACUAGGCAGGGUUCUGAGAGAUCGCAAGACAAUACCAAUUAAGUAUCCAUUACCUGAACUGAUUGUAAUCCAUCGUGAUCAAACUUACUUGGAUGAUGUAAAGUCCUUGGAGGCAUAUGUUCUGGAAGAAAUGAAUGUGAAGAAAGUGCAAUUAACAAGCGAUAAAGAAAAGUAUGGAAUUAAUUUAAGAGCUGAACCAGACCAUAAAAUUCUUGGUGUUCGCUUAAAAGGCAAUUUCAAAGCUAUAACUCAAGCAUUAAAAGAUCUCACUAAUGAGCAAUGUGAAAAAUUAGUUGCUGAUGGAUCCGUUGAGUUGCUAGGCCAGCAUAUUGACGUUUCCGAAGUAAGGCUCAUAUUCCAAGCUAAGGGUAAUGAUCAAUAUGAAGCACAUAGUGAUAAUGAUGUAUUAGUUUUACUAAACGUAAUUCCCGAUCAAGACAUGCUUGAUGAAGGUUUUGCAAGAGAAAUAAUAAACAGAGUUCAAAAAUUAAGGAAAAAAGCACAUUUAGUACCUACUGAUGAGGUAGAUGUCUAUUAUUCUGUUGAGAAAAAUAGUGAUAUUAUACGCAUAUUAAAUAUGCAUCGUGAUUUCAUCGAAACAACCGUAAAAGCUCCACUUAUAACGAUAGAAAAUCUAUCGACAUCUAAAACGGUGAUUAUUGAAGAAGCACAAGAACUGAAAGGUUCUCAAUUGAAAUUGGUGAUUACGUGGAGAAAGGAGCUGGAGCUUCCUUCAAAACCUUGGGCUAAUAUUGUUUUACAGGGUUACAAGCCUAGAUUAGGUGUCACAACCGACAAGGCCAGCAUUAUCCUAAAGAAUGUAAAAGAUAAGUUUGUUACCUUGGAAAAUCUUUAUAAGGAAGUGCAAAUCCUGUUCGGCCUUUAUGGAGUAAAGUUUACACUAUGGUGUGAUGGUGUUGAAAUAAAUGAUACAAAAGAUUUAAAUACUAAAACUAUAGUUGUAUCUUCAUGUAAACCAAAUAAAUUCGACAAACAGAGUACUCCAUUCUGUAAGUUUAUUAAUGUUGGUAAUGGAACCAAAAAGGCAACAUUGUUUUUGGAAAAUCCAUUGGGCAAAGUAACGGUCAACAAGGAUCAAGCUGCGCAGUUUGUAUCCAAUUAUUUAGGAAUUAACAUUACAGACCACGAUAGCUAAAUGUUUCAGUGACUCCUUUUAUAUAAUGCUAUAAAAAUUGUUUUGCGUAGACACAG